UCAGUCUCAUUCAGCGAGUCGGCGGGCGUUGAGUUUGAGUGCGAAGUGCGGUGCGCGUCGAGUCAGCGAGCGUUGAGCAGCAGCAACAACACGGCGGCAACAGCGGCGACAGCAGCAACACCACCAACUAGCAACUAGCAACACCAACGGCAGCAACACAACCGAGCGGUUCCGGUGCGCGUUUUCGAGUGGCAUCCAAAGCGGCGAAUAAAAAAAACACACAGAGUCCCCCAAAAAACCGUCGGAAAAACAGGGCCUCAAUAAAAUGCCUCCUGUUCAUUGAAAAGUCCCCUAAUUGAAUCCCACCCGUUUUGCUGUUCCUAAAAUCUCAAAAGCGUGGCAUGGCAACCACCACAUCCCCCGGGCCCACAAGGACAACCAAUAAAGUUUCCAUACCAGUAGCAUCAUCCGGCAUUUCGAUACCCGGGAGCUGCGAGUCCCCGGGAGCAAUCAUGCCCAUGGCCGGCGUGCCAAUGCCGUCGCAUCUGCAACUUUUGGGCAGUUCCGCCGGGGGCGUUGGUCAGCCGUCGGCAAUCACACCCGUCUCGCCCACGGCAGCAACCACAGUCCUCGCCCAGCCGCACAGUCUGAGCCCCUCCACGCCCAUCCUGACCCAGGUGACACCCCCUGCUCCGGCGCUGGGCGGCCUCUUCUGCGGAGGCAGUGCAGCAGCGGGACCAGGGGCUGCGGGGGCGGCGGCAGCGGCGGCGGCCACAAAUCUCAACGCCCUGGCCUCCCAACACAGACUUAUGGAGCUAUCCCGCUUUGGCCUUCGAGGAUAUGAUCUGGCCCAGCAUAUGCUAUCCCAGCAAGGAGCUGUCUCCAAGCUGCUGGGCACCCUGCGACCACCUGGCCUAAUUGGCGGCUCCAAGCCCAAGGUGGCCACCCCGACUGUGGUCUCCAAGAUCGAGCAAUACAAGCGCGAGAAUCCAACGAUCUUCGCGUGGGAAAUCCGCGAGCGACUGAUCACCGAAGGUGUCUGCACUAAUGCCACAGCUCCCUCGGUGAGCAGCAUCAAUAGAAUAUUGCGGAAUCGGGCGGCGGAAAGGGCGGCUGCCGAGUUUGCCCGGGCGGCGAGUUACGGCUAUGCCAUUCAUCCCACGCAUCCGCAUCCCUACACCAGUUUUCCCACCUGGCCAACGCAUCAUCCUCUCUGGGGAGCCGUUCCCCUGACCGCCGGACCUGGUGGACCACUGCAGCCCGGAGGAAGUGGCAGCAGUUACGGCAGUGAUGGCAACAUGAGCUCAAAUCCCAACAGCAGCAACAGCAACACCACCCACAGCAACAGCAACGGGAAUGGAAACAAUACAAAUAGUGGCAGUGCCUGUGGAGACAGCAGUGCGGGCAGUGGACGCCUCUCCCUGCCGGCCCUUUCUCCGGACUCGGGGAGCCGGGAUAGUCGUUCCCCGGAUGCAGAUGCCAACCGGAUGAUAGACAUCGAGGGCGAGGACAGCGAGUCGGACAGCGACCAGCCGAAGUUCCGAAGGAAUCGCACCACCUUCAGUCCGGAGCAGCUGGACGAGCUGGAGAAGGAGUUCGACAAGUCGCACUACCCAUGUGUAAGCACCCGCGAAAAACUGGCAGGUCGAACGGCCUUGAGCGAAGCCAGGGUGCAGGUUUGGUUUUCCAACAGACGAGCGAAAUGGCGGCGCCACCAGCGGGUCAACUUGCUCAAGCAGCGCGACUCGCCCUCGACCUCGAGCUCACCCAGUCCGGUGGCCCCAGCUCCAACUGCAGUUCCGCCUGCAGCUCCAUCUGCAGUUCCAGCUGUCGAAUGUGGCCAGCAGAAGCAGCCAUAUCCAUACGGGAAUCCAGGGAUGACAGGGAUUACAGGGGUCACAGGGAUCACCGGGAACACAGGGAACACAGGAAUCACCGGGAUCAACACGAGCAGCACCUUGGGGAACAGCGGCCACCACAUGGUAGAGCCACCUCCAGUGGUGGCGCCAACUGCCUCACCCACAGCAUCAGUUCCAUUAUCAAUGGGCGGUGAGAACAGCGCCUUCCGAGCUUUGCCCAUGACCUUGCCCUCGGCUUCGGCGGCGGCCUUUGCCCUCAGUUUUGCCCGCCAGUAUAUAGCCAAAUAUAUGGGCACGCCCAUUAAUCUGGCCCACCAACCAGGUGCUGUUCGGAAUCAGGAUCAGUCGGAUGAGGAGGAGGAGGAGGACGAGGAGGAGGUAAUCAACGUGGAGCACGACGCCGAGUGACCAUUUUUCCUAUCGCUUUAAAUCGAGAAUAUAGUGCAAUUUUUACUUAAUUUAUUCAGUUUUAUAGCACCGUUUCUAACCGCGUGCUGAGUACAAAUAAAAUCGAAACGAUCAUAAAUGCGUGCGAUAA
This is a messenger RNA of Drosophila suzukii, 2337 nucleotides long. RefSeq names its product twin of eyg (gene toe). Gene Ontology annotation, molecular function: RNA polymerase II cis-regulatory region sequence-specific DNA binding; DNA-binding transcription factor activity, RNA polymerase II-specific. Lineage: Eukaryota; Metazoa; Arthropoda; Insecta; Diptera; Drosophilidae. The record is from RefSeq and is a predicted model, not a curated record. Gene Ontology annotation, biological process: regulation of transcription by RNA polymerase II; anatomical structure development.